This is a messenger RNA of Drosophila grimshawi, 1704 nucleotides long. RefSeq lists its product as uncharacterized. The record is from RefSeq and is a predicted model, not a curated record. Lineage: Eukaryota; Metazoa; Arthropoda; Insecta; Diptera; Drosophilidae. The transcript has 7 exons. The coding region runs from base 10 to 1212 and encodes 400 amino acids.
AAUACAAAAAUGAUCAAAAUGCGGUUUCUACAAAUUUUCUAUCAAUUAGUGUUCCUCUUCACUAUAUCCGUCGAAAUCAGUGCUCUGCGGGAUGUGCGAGUGCGAGUGCCACAUGCGGUUAGACGAGGGGAGAAGGCGAUGCUUAAAUGCUUUUACGACAUCGAGGAUGACAGUUUGUAUUCAGUGAAAUGGUAUAAGGGCAGAAGAGAGUUCUACAGGUUUACACCGAAGGAAACACCACCUAUGAAGGUCUUUCAUUUUCCAGGCGUUAAAGUAAGGCGCUCGUCCUCCAAUGAGAGCCAAGUGGUGCUCGAUGCGGUAACAAUGCAAACAUCCGGUAAAUACAGCUGCGAAGUAUCGGCGGAUGCGCCCUCAUUUCAUACAUUAAUAGCGGCCGCCGAAUUGGAAGUUAUUGAGACGCCGCACAAUGCGCCAUUCAUAAACGGAAUUCGGCCACGAUAUCGGGUCGGCGACAUAUUGCGGGGCAAUUGCACAUCGCGACACUCGCGACCGGCGGCCAAUCUCACAUGGACGGUGAAUAAUGAAGAGGUGAAUCCCUCACAUGUGCGACAUCAUAAGAUACUGCGUGAUAUUCGCAACGAUAUGGAAACUUCAAUUGUGGGCAUUCAUUUCGUGGUGACCGAUCAGCACUUUGACAAUGGCAAACUGAAACUACGCUGCAGCGCCCAGCUACAUGAUGUGUACUGGAAGACGACGGAGAAGACCAUAUUGGAGGCGGAUCCCUUUGGCAAAUACGGCAGCAGUGGGGCGAGCGGGAAUCGCGUGGGAGCCGACGAGAUAUAUGACCAGUACACACUUCACGAGGACGAGCAAUUCCAUAGCAAGAAGAACAGUUACCUGACGCAGCUGCAGGACUUUCUGUUUCAUUUUGUACCCUCAGGCGAAGAAGAUGACGGCGCCGAUGGUUUAGAGGAUGGUGGUGCCGCCUGGCGUGGUGUCAGCUCGGCCAGCAGUCAAAGUGUGACUGUGGGUGGUGCAACUGCGACUGCAACGCUUCUGGCGCUGCUCAGCUGGUCGCUGGGCAGGCAAUUAGGAUCGCAGCUGGCACCGAUUACAAAGAAUCGGCCGAUGCGGGCAGAGGCAGUAGUAGUCCAGCAGAAGCAAAGACAACGCCUGCGGGUGCCCAACUGCAGGAGCUGCACUUGCACCAGCAGCAAAGAAUGCAGCAGAUGUAGCAGGCAAUUAACAUGAUUCAAUUGUCACACGACUCUUGUGCCACACUUCAGGGAGGUUUAAACAGUAGCAGCAACGGUAGCAGCAGGAGAUGGACUCGCAGCAGUAGCAUAGUAGGCUUCAGCCCUAGGCAACAGCAAGCAACUGCUAAAUGCAUCUUAAAUAUUUACACCUACAUAUACACGGACUCCAGUUUCAGCUAGCUCAAAGUAACUUCGAAUGCAUUUAACACAAAAUAACAAAACAACUAAAAUUGAGCUAACCGGGCAAAAUCAACAAGGAAAUGCAUCAACAUUUUUGUUUAAGAAUGCAGAAUGACAGCCUUUCGUUAGGUUUCGAUAAGCAAAUGGAUUAUUUUUUUUAGAAGCGGAGCCAAACACUAAUUACAUUCUUGCCUAAACUCCUAAGAUAACCACUUGCGAACCGGUUAAAUUUUUGGUUAACACAAUUUAUGAUAGCUCGAAACGAAGACGAAUUAAAGAAAAUGUUGUGCUAAGCUUUUCACUUUGU